This is a messenger RNA of Peromyscus maniculatus bairdii (prairie deer mouse), 4064 nucleotides long. The record is from RefSeq and is a predicted model, not a curated record. NCBI's taxonomy places the organism in Eukaryota, Metazoa, Chordata, Mammalia, Rodentia, Cricetidae.
UGCAAGCAGCUUAUACCAGUCUCCCGUUCCUCCCUUCCAUCCACUUCCACAACAGUGUCCCUCAUCCACUCUUCCAUAAGCAAGAAGCCAGAGGACUUCUCCCUGCUAGUUUUCUGAACAAAGCGUUCCGUGUUACAGCAAUUAAAGGGCAGGGCAGGGGCAGCAGCUCGCCUUAGUUUUGCUUGCCUGAGAAAAUCUACUGGACUUCGUUUUGAAGAAAGGAAGAGGGCAACUCGGCCAAGUUAAAACAGUAAAGCUCAAGGAAAGUCCAUAGGCGAGAGCAUCUGGGAGUCUUCUCAAGUUGCUUUACACUGAGCCCGGACGAUUCCUGGAGUACAGUUUCCAGUACUCUGCUGAUACAUCUCUGGCCGUGGGACUGGCUCGGCUCCAGGAUGAGUUCUGAACGUCGAAAAGAAAAGUCUAGAGAUGCAGCAAGAUCUCGGCGAAGCAAAGAGUCCGAAGUUUUUUAUGAGCUUGCUCAUCAGCUGCCACUUCCUCACAAUGUGAGCUCACAUCUUGAUAAAGCUUCUGUUAUGAGGCUCACCAUCAGUUACUUACGUGUGAGGAAACUUCUGGAUGCUGGUGAUCUGGACAUUGAAGAUGAAAUGAAAGCACAGAUGAACUGCUUCUAUUUGAAAGCCCUGGAUGGCUUUGUUAUGGUGCUCACAGACGAUGGUGACAUGAUUUACAUUUCUGAUAACGUCAACAAAUACAUGGGGUUAACUCAGUUUGAACUAACUGGACACAGUGUGUUUGAUUUUACUCAUCCAUGUGACCAUGAGGAAAUGAGAGAAAUGCUUACACACAGAAAUGGCCCAGUGAAAAAAGGUAAAGAACAAAACACCCAACGAAGCUUUUUUCUCAGAAUGAAAUGUACCCUAACUAGCCGGGGGAGAACAAUGAACAUAAAGUCUGCGACGUGGAAGGUGCUUCACUGCACAGGCCAUAUUCACGUAUAUGAUACCAACAGUAACCAACCUCAGUGUGGGUACAAGAAACCACCCAUGACAUGCUUGGUGCUGAUUUGUGAACCCAUUCCUCAUCCAUCAAAUAUUGAAAUUCCUUUAGAUAGCAAGACUUUUCUCAGUCGACACAGCCUGGAUAUGAAAUUUUCUUACUGUGAUGAAAGAAUUACUGAGUUGAUGGGUUAUGAGCCAGAAGAACUUUUGGGCCGCUCAAUUUAUGAAUAUUAUCAUGCUUUGGACUCUGAUCAUCUGACCAAAACUCAUCAUGAUAUGUUUACUAAAGGACAAGUCACCACAGGACAGUACAGAAUGCUUGCCAAAAGAGGUGGAUAUGUCUGGGUUGAAACUCAAGCAACUGUCAUAUAUAAUACGAAGAACUCUCAGCCACAGUGCAUCGUGUGUGUGAACUAUGUUGUGAGUGGUAUUAUUCAGCACGACUUGAUUUUCUCCCUUCAACAAACAGAAUGUGUCCUCAAACCAGUUGAAUCUUCAGAUAUGAAAAUGACUCAGCUGUUCACCAAAGUGGAAUCAGAGGAUACCAGCUGCCUCUUUGAUAAGCUUAAGAAAGAACCCGAUGCUCUGACUCUGCUGGCCCCGGCUGCUGGGGACACGAUCAUAUCUCUGGAUUUUGGCAGCGAUGACACAGAAACUGAAGACCAACAACUUGAAGAUGUUCCAUUAUAUAAUGAUGUAAUGUUCCCAUCUAAUAAUGAAAAAUUAACAAAUAUAAAUCUGGCAAUGUCUCCAUUACCUGCCUCUGAAACGCCAAAGCCACUUCGAAGUAGUGCUGAUCCUGCACUGAAUCAAGAAGUCGCAUUAAAAUUAGAGCCGAGUCCAGAGUCACUGGAACUUUCUUUCACCAUGCCCCAGAUUCCAGAUCAGCCCACAAGUCCUUCUGAUGGGAGCACCAGACAAAGUUCACCUGAGCCUAACAGUCCCAGUGAAUAUUGUUUUGAUGUGGAUAGUGAUAUGGUCAAUGUAUUCAAGUUGGAACUGGUGGAAAAACUGUUUGCCGAAGAUACAGAAGCAAAGAAUCCAUUUUCAACUCAGGACACCGAUUUAGACUUGGAGAUGCUGGCCCCUUAUAUCCCGAUGGAUGAUGAUUUCCAGUUGCGUUCCUUCGAUCAGUUGUCGCCAUUAGAGAGCAGUUCCUCUAGCCCUCCAAGUGUCAGCACAGUUACAGUGUUCCAGCAGACCCAGCUACAGAAACCCACCAUUACUGCCGCUGCUGCCACACCUGCCACCACCACCACUACUGCCCCCACUGAUGAAGUGAAAGCAGUGACGAAGGACACUCUGGAAGACAUUAAAAUACUGAUUGCAUCUCCACCUUCCACCCCUGUACCUCAAGAAACAACAGCUGCUCCAGCACCAGCAUACAGUGCUCCUCACAGUCGGACAGCCUCACCAGACAGAGCAGGGAAGAGAGUCAGAGAACACACAGAGAAAGCUCAUCCAAGGAGCCCGAACGGAUCUGUCACUUUGAGUCAAAGAAAUACUGUUCCUGAGGAAGAAUUAAACCCAAAGAUAAUAGCUUUGCAGAAUGCCCAGAGAAAGCGAAAAAUGGAACAAGAUGGCUCCCUUUUCCAAGCAGCGGGAAUUGUGAGUGGAACGUUAUUGCAGCAGCCAGGUGACCGUGCUCCCGCUGCGUCACUUUCUUGGAAACGUGUGAAAGGAUGCAAAUCAAGUGAACAGAGUGGAAUGGAGCAAAAGACAAUUAUUUUAAUACCCUCUGAUUUAGCAUGCAGACUGCUGGGGCAAUCAAUGGAUCAGAGUGGAUUACCACAGCUGACCAGUUAUGAUUGUGAAGUUAAUGCUCCCAUACAAGGCAGCAGAAACCUACUGCAGGGUGAAGAAUUACUCAGAGCUUUGGAUCAAGUUAACUGAGCUUUCAGAAUCUCAUUCCUUUUAUUGUUUCUUUUUUGUUCAGUUAUUGUUAUUGUUGUUUGUUUGGGUUUUUUGUUUCUGUUGGUUAUUUUUGGACACUGGUGGCUCAGCAGUCUAUUUAUAUUUUCUAUAUCUAAUUUUAGAAGCCUGGCUACAAUACUGCACACACUCAGAUAGUUUAGUUUUGAUCCCCUUUCUACUUAAUUUUCAUUAAUGCUCUUUUUACUACGUUCUUUUAAUGCCAGAUCACAGCACAUUCACAUCUCCUCAGUAUUUUCACCAUUGCAUUGCAGUAGUGUCAUUUAAAAUGCACCUUUUUAUUUAUUUAUUUUUGGUGAGGGAGUUUGUCCCUUAUUGAAUUAUUUUUAAUGAAAUGCCAAUAUAAUUUUUUUAAGAAAGCAGUAAAUCUUCAUCAUGAUCAUAGGCAGUUGAAAAUUUUUUACUCAUUUUUUCAUGUUUUACAUGAAAAUAAUGCUUUGCCAGCAGUAUAUGGUAGCCACAAUUGCACAAUAUAUUUUCUUAAAAAUACCAGCAGUUACUCAUGCAAUAUAUUCUGCAUUUAUAAAACUAGUUUUUAAGAAGAAAUUUUUUUUGGCCUAUGAAAUUGUUAAGCCUGGAUCAUGACACUGUUGAUCUUAUAAUGAUUCUUAAACUGUAUGGUUUCUUUAUAUGGGUAAAGCCAUUUACAUGAUAUAGAGAGAUAUGCAUAUAUCCAGAAGGUAUGUGGCAUUUAUUUGGAUAAAAUUCUCAAUUCAGAGAAAUUAUCUUAUGUUUCUUUAGUUACUUUACCAGCUCAAAAGAAAACGGUUCCCUAUGUAGUUGUGGAAGCUUAUGCUAAUACUGUGUAAUUAAUAUUAAACAUAAAUGUUCUGCCCACCCUGUUGGUAUAAAGACAUUUUGAACAUACUGUCAGCAACAAAAAAAAUCAUGCAUCGUUAGUAAAAUUGCCUAGUAUGUUAAUUUGUUCAAAAUAUGAUGUUUGCUUUUAUGCACUUUGUCGCUAUUAACAUCCUUUUUUCAUAUAGAUUUCAAUAAUUGAGUGAUUUUUUUUUAGAAGCAUUAUUUUAGGAAUAUAGAGUUGUCAUAGUAAACAUCUUGUUUUUUCUAUGUACAUUGUAUAAAUUUUUCAUUCCCUUGUUCUUUGUGGUUGGUUGGGUCUAACACUAACUGUACUGUUUUGUUACAUCAAAUAAACAUCUUUUGUGGACCAGG